Molecule: messenger RNA, 2366 nt
Organism: Terrapene triunguis (Three-toed box turtle)
Lineage: Eukaryota; Metazoa; Chordata; Testudines; Emydidae
Gene: DHX58
Product: DExH-box helicase 58
Exons: 12
Coding region: 1-2028 (675 amino acids)
Biological process (GO): response to virus; innate immune response; positive regulation of interferon-beta production
Cellular component (GO): cytoplasm
Molecular function (GO): ATP binding; zinc ion binding; DNA binding
Source: RefSeq, a predicted model, not a curated record
AUGGAGCUGCGUGACUACCAGUGGGAGGUGAUCCUGCCCGCCCUGGAGGGCGAGAACAUCAUCAUCUGGCUGCCCACGGGGGCAGGGAAGACCCGGGCAGCGGCCUACGUGUGCAAGAGGCACCUGGAGACCCGGGAGCGGGCCAAGGUGGCCGUGCUGGUGAACAGGGUGCACCUGGUGGACCAGCACUACACGCAGGAGUUCCAGGCGCUGCAGGAUCGCUUCCGGGUCACGCCCAUCAGCAGCGACAGCGACCAGAAAUUCUUCUUCUCCAAGGAGGUGAAGCUGAGCGACGUGGUGAUCUGCACGGCGAAGAUCCUGCAGAACGCCCUGACCAGCCAGGACGAGGACAUGCACGUGGAGCUGACCGAUUUCUCCCUGCUGGUGAUUGACGAAUGCCACCACACCCACAAAGACGGCGUCUACAACCAGAUCAUGGAGGAUUACCUGGAGCGCAAGCUGACAGGCCAGCGGAAGCUGCCGCAGAUCCUGGGCCUCACCGCCUCGCCCGGCACCGGGGGGGCCACCAGCGUCCAGGGGGCCAAGCAGCACAUCCUGCAGAUCUGCGCCAACCUGGACACCGCCAAAAUCAUGUCGUCUCAGAAGCACCGUGUCCACCUACAGGCUCAAGUCCCUCAUCCCAGGAAGCAGUACGACGUGUCCCACGAGAGGCCGCAGGAUCCCUUGGGCCGGAAGCUGAAGGAGACCAUGGCCCACAUCCACCAGUACCUGGACGUUGGCGGCCUGCCGCGGGACUUCGGCACCCAGAGCUACGAGCAGCGCAUUGUCGAGCUGGGGAAGGAAGGAGCCCAGUCGUUCUGCCGUAAGAAGCGCACGUGCGCCCUGCACCUGCGGAAGUACAACGACGCGCUGCUGAUCAAUGACACGGUGCGCAUGAUCGAUGCCUUCAACGCCCUGGACGAGUUCUACCAGCUGGAAAAGGCCACCAAGGUUCUGCAGGACCCCACGGAGCGCUUCCUCGUCAGCACCUUCGAGGAGAUCAAGGCAGCCCUGCUGGCUCUGGCCAGCGACCCGCGCUACGAGAACCCCAAGCUGAGCAAGCUGGAGGACAUCCUCCAGGAGCAGUUCCGGACCCUGGACCGCUCCCGCGGCAUCAUCUUCACCAAGACGCGCCAGAGCGCCCACGCCCUGCACAAGUGGAGCCAGGAGAACGCGAAGCUGGCAAGGCUGGACAUUAAGGCAGCUGUCCUGACUGGAGCCGGCUACAGCAACCAGACCAAGCACAUGACCCAGAACGAGCAGCAAGACGUGAUCAAGUUGUUCCGCAAGGGAGACCUCAACCUGCUCUUCUCCACCAGCGUGGCUGAGGAGGGCCUGGACAUCCCAGAAUGCAACAUCGUGGUUCGCUACGGGCUGAUGACCAACGAGAUCGCCAUGGUGCAGGCCAGGGGCCGCGCCCGCGCCGAGAACAGUCUGUACUCCGUCCUCGCCAAGGCCAACAGCAAGGAGGUGUCGCGGGAGCGGCUGAACGAGACCUUGGAGGAGCUCACGCAAAGAGUCAUCGAAGAGGUGCAGGCCAUGCCGGAGAAGGAGUACCGGGACACGAUCACAGCCCUGCAGCGAGGCGCCAUCAUUAGCCGGAAGGUGAAGAAGGCUGAAGGCAACCAGAAGCGGCAGCUGCAUGACCCGGACGCCGUCCGCCUCCACUGCAUAAACUGCAACAUGGCCGUGUGCCACGGCAGCGACCUGCGCACCGUGGAGAAGAUGCACCAUGUCAACGUCAACCCGGACUUCAAGAUUUACUACAAUGCCACAUCCAACAACGUGGAGAUUCCCCGGAACUUCAAGGACUGGAAGCCAGGGGGCAGCAUCAGCUGUGCGAGCUGCGGCCAGGCCUGGGGCAUGGAGAUGAUCUACCGCAGCGUGACGCUGCCCAUCCUCUCCAUCAAAAACUUCGUGGUGGCGACGCCGGACGGGAACAAACAGCCCAAGCAAUGGAGCCGGGUGACUUUCACCAUCGAGGAGUUUGACUACGUGGAGUACUGCACCAGGAACCUGGACAUGUAGCCCCUGGCCGAGCCCCAAGCACCCUCCCGUGGCGAUAGGGCGCCUUAGCCCAGCCCUUGGCAUGGUAGGCGGGAGCGCCCCUCCCAGAGAUCAGCAUUGGGCACAGUGGAAGCAUUUUAACCCUGCUUUGCCCAGGUGUGGCUCUGUCUUUCCUCCAUACACUCUGCAGCGCCCGGGCACUGGGCAGAGAUAGACCAAUGGAGGAGUAAGGACCCCCUGGAGAUGGGCCCCCCUGCGCUCCUGCCCCUCUCCGCUCUGCUGGGCCCCUCUGGGCCCGCACAGCAUCAGGAGCAGGAUUGGGACCUAGGGGGGCUGCCACCCCCAGAGACCAGGCUCUG